Messenger RNA from Momordica charantia (bitter melon), 1282 nucleotides. RefSeq lists its product as uncharacterized. The record is from RefSeq and is a predicted model, not a curated record. Gene Ontology annotation, molecular function: electron transfer activity. Lineage: Eukaryota; Viridiplantae; Streptophyta; Magnoliopsida; Cucurbitales; Cucurbitaceae.
UUCAUUCCCACAAUACAAAAUUAUAGCUUUGUUCUUCCUCUAUCAAUUUCAAAGCUUCAUAAAUCCAACCAUGGCUUCUUCCAUAUAUUUACUAGCAAUUCUCCUCUUCACAAUAGCCUCUAUGUCAAAUGUAACCUCAGCCAUGGGGGAUUGGUUUCAAGACUACAAUUGCCCUUGGCAUUCCAAACAAAGGCAUAGGAGUCCCCCGCCCCCACACCCGAGAACUCGACGGUUUCCACCACCUCCACAGUCGAAAACUCGACGAUUUCCACCACCACCACAUCCAUCACUGCCUUUGCCGCCACCCCCACAACCGAAAACUCGACGGUUCCCACCGCCCCCGCAGCCUAAAAGUCGACGGUUCCCACCUCCCCCGCAGCCAAAAACUCGACGGUUUCCUCCGCCACCUCCACAGCCGAAAACUCGACUAUUUCAGCCGCCACCCCCACAACCGAAAACUCGACGAUCGCCACCGCCACCACCAUCAUCACUACUGCCACCAUCACCAUUGCCAUCAUUAUUGCCUCCGCCGCCGCCGCCACCGCCACCACUGCCACCAUCACCACUACCGUCACCACCACCCCCACAACCAAAAACUCGACGGUCACCACCGCCACCCCCACAGUCAAAAACUCGACCGUCGCCACCGCCACCUCCACCGUCACCACUGCCCCCACCACCAUUGCCAUCACCGCCAUCACUACCGCCCCCACCUUCAUCGCGACCGCCCCCACAAAGCCCUAGAAAGAUCAUAGUGGGUGGCUCGGAGAAUUGGCAUCUUGGCUUCGACUACAGCAACUGGGCCCUUAAAAACGGUCCAUUUUUUCUCAACGACAUUCUAGUGUUCAAGUAUGAUCCUCCAACGGGCGCAACAGUUCCCCACAGUGUGUACUUGCUAUCAAACAUGCAAAGCUUCUCAAACUGUGAUCUGAGAAGGGCCACAAAGCUUGCAAAUUGGACACAAGGAAAUGGCGAUGGCUUCCAAUUUGUGCUCAAACAACAAAAAACUUACUACUUUGCCUGUGGAGAAGGCAAUGGCUUCCAUUGCAAAAAUGGAUCCAUGAAGUUCUCUGUCACACCAAUACUUCAGAGUUAGAACAACCCUUCUUCAAAUGGAUUUAUCUUAAUUAAAAUACUUUUCUUUUUAAACCCUUCACAAUAAUUUACUGUUUUACGAGCUUUAGUUUAAUUUCAAUUACUAAUUAGUACUUAAAUACUGUCGAAUAAAGAAUAUCCCAUAAUGGGAGAUCAUACUAUGCUAUCCUACUUUUGUUUUUAUGUA